ACAAAGCAAAUGUCUAUCUCUAUGUCGAACCUUCACGAGCUACCUUAAACCCUAAUAACAAUGGCGACGCAAUUCAGACUCGAUACAGCCACGACUUUCCUUGCUUUCAACGUUCCCCGAGCUAAUACCUCGUUGAACCAUCGGUUCGCUUCUGCUAGGCUCAGGAGAGCCACAGUUUCCUACAGAACGAAGCCGUCGUCGUUCUAUCCCGCGGCGCUUUACUCUGACAGCCGCCGGAGAUUCCACUCCGCCGUUGCCUCUGAUUCCUCGCUCGCCGUUGUGGAUACUGAAGAUUCCUUCGAUGUUUCCACUGAGAUUUUGCCCGACAAUCGAAUUCCGGCCACUAUAAUCACCGGGUUCCUGGGUUCUGGUAAGACGACAUUGCUAAACCAUAUAUUGACGGGAGAUCAUGGGAAGCGCAUAGCCGUGAUUGAGAAUGAGUUUGGUGAAGUCGACAUUGAUGGAUCGCUUGUGGCAGCUAAAACUGCUGGAGCAGAGGAUAUAAUGAUGCUUAACAAUGGCUGUCUCUGUUGUACUGUUAGGGGUGAUCUUGUGAGGAUGAUUUCUGAAUUGGUUCAGACCAAGAAAGGAAGGUUCGACCAUAUCGUUAUUGAGACGACAGGAUUGGCGAACCCUGCCCCGAUUAUUCAAACUUUUUAUGCUGAGGAUGAAAUUUUCAAUGAUGUCAAACUGGAUGGGGUUGUCACUCUGGUUGAUGCUAAACAUGCUCGUUUGCAUCUAGAUGAGGUCAAACCUGAAGGCUAUGUCAAUGAGGCAGUAGAACAAAUAGCUUACGCAGAUCGUAUCAUAGUUAACAAGACUGAUCUUGUUGGUGAGCCAGAACUAGCUUCAGUGAUGCAGCGGAUAAAGACCAUAAACAGCAUGGCUCAUAUGAAGCGGACAAAGUAUGGGAAGGUUGACUUGGAUUAUGUUCUUGGAAUUGGAGGGUUUGAUCUAGAAAGAAUUGAGAGCUCUGUGAAUGAAGAGGAGAAAGAAGAUCACGAGGGUCAUGAUGGUCAUCACCAUGACCAUGACCAUGAACAUGGUCAUGACUGCCAUGAUCACAACAAUGAGCAUGAUCAUGAACACGAGCAUCAACAUUCUCAUGAUCACACUCAUGACCCUGGUGUUGCUUCAGUCAGUAUAGUUUGCGAAGGAGACUUAGACCUCGAGAAGGCUAACAUGUGGCUUGGGGCGCUAUUGUACCAACGUAGUGAGGAUAUCUACAGAAUGAAAGGUAUCCUCUCCGUCCAAGACAUGGAUGAGAGAUUCGUGUUUCAGGGAGUUCAUGAAAUAUUUGAAGGAUCACCAGACCGGUUAUGGAGAAAAGAUGAAACAAGAACCAACAAGAUCGUUUUCAUCGGCAAAAAUUUGAACCGGGAGGAGUUAGAGAUGGGUUUCAGAGCUUGCUUGAUUUGAUUAUAGGAACAAAUAUGUAAAAUCAUUUCAUUUUGUAAUCAACUGAUCAAUAGACU
Molecule: messenger RNA, 1475 nt
Organism: Arabidopsis arenosa
Lineage: Eukaryota; Viridiplantae; Streptophyta; Magnoliopsida; Brassicales; Brassicaceae
Source: the annotation of a GenBank genome assembly